Molecule: messenger RNA, 3082 nt
Organism: Clupea harengus (Atlantic herring)
Lineage: Eukaryota; Metazoa; Chordata; Actinopteri; Clupeiformes; Clupeidae
Gene: tmprss4a
Product: transmembrane serine protease 4a
Biological process (GO): proteolysis
Cellular component (GO): membrane
Molecular function (GO): serine-type endopeptidase activity; protein binding
Source: RefSeq, a predicted model, not a curated record
CGUGCGUGCAAGUGUGUGUGUGUGUGUGUAAUACAGAGCUUGACAUGGAAAAAUAGGAGGGAGCAAGAGACCGAAAGGGAAACGAGAGGGUGACAUAGAUAAGCAGAAAGAUAGAUACAUAAAUAGACUUAAUUUAUAGCGCACUCUACAUUCACCUGAAUCCAAGAGAUAGAGCAAGAGAGAGAGAGAGAGAGAGAGCUAGAGUCAGCAAAGUGAGGGAAGUUUUCCAGGUGAGGGCUUGACGGCAGGUAGGUGUCAUCUUACAUACAGGAGUUCGUCCUCAGGGGUUGGCUGACUCAACUUAAAACACAAAUCCGUGUAGACCUGACCUGCACUCGGGAGAGUGAGACAGAGGCUUCCGGAAUCCUCACAGGAGAAUAACCACUCCACAGGCUGCUUGACGGAUCAGGUGUCCGGCCACGGAAGGAGCGAGAGGGGGACAAAGAGAUAGAAAGAUUAAUAAACACAGAGGGAGAGAGAGAGUGAAAAAGUUUUCGGCCGCUGGAGCGUCUGGGAGUUCCAGAGGAACGGGGUUAGCAGAGAGGCUCGUGGAGGUGUUAGAGCGAGUGUGUGUUCCUGCGUGACCCGCCAGCUGGGUUUGGAUCCGGCUUUUUUCCCCGCUCCCGGUCCGGUACCGCUCUGGCAUACCAGGGCUAACUAGAAUAAGCGCCACAUCACCAUGAAGACUAACACACAAGUCUCUGAAGAGAGCUCUCGACCUCUGAACCCCAGACAGCAAAUUGUAGCCCGGCCAGGCAGGCGCAGAAAGUCCAUGGCCACCCAGGAACCUCAGAAGAAGAGGAGGGUAUCAGUGAAGAAAGCAGUCAUCACCACUCUUGCUGUCCUGGCUGUCUUAGCCAUUCUGGCUGUAGCUGCCUACUUCAUCAAGCAGCUGGUCGAGAGCAAGUACUUCUUCUGCUCCAGAUCUCUGAAGUUUGUCCCUCUGGAUGUGACGUGUGACGGUAAACAGGACUGUUCUGCAGGAGAGGACGAGUCCACCUGUGUGUCCGCCUUUGAAACAAAUGUGACUUUCCCUGUUCGCCUGGCGUCCAACCGCAGUGUCCUGCAGGUGUACACCGGUCAGUCUGGAUGGAAGAGUGUGUGUGCUGAAGGAUUCACCCAGCAGCACACUGAGAUGGCCUGCAAUCAGCUGGGAUAUACCAGUAAGCCCAGUUUCAGCGCCGUGUCCGCCCGACUCGUGUCCUCCACGCUGGGGACAUCCUUCAGUGUCGUGGGCCCCAGCCGAGGCAAGGCCCUGCAAAAGAUCAUAUCGGACCGAAAAGUAUGCAGCUCUGGAUCAGUAGUCACAUUGACCUGCUCAGACUGCGGGAGCACCGGCACUAAGGACCGCAUCGUGGGGGGCGUGGGGGCGGAGAUCGAGGACUGGCCGUGGCAGGUGAGCCUGCAGCAGAAUGGACAGCACACCUGUGGAGGCACCCUCGUAUCCCCGCUCUGGGUCGUCACGGCGGCACACUGCUUCUCAGACUCAAAGAAAGAGGUGAGUCGAUGGAGGGUGGUGUCCGGACGUACGUACAUGGGAACCACGGGCGGCUCGGCCGUGGAGAAGAUCAUCCUCAACAGCAACUAUAACACCAGGACUAAUGACUUCGACAUCGCUAUGAUCAAGCUCAGCGGCCCCAUCUCCGUUAGCGAUGUGCGCAGGCCUGUGUGCCUGCCUCCCGCCGGCCUCGGCCUGCGAGGGGGGAAUCCUCUGGUGGUGACUGGCUGGGGAUACCUGGAGGAGAAUGGUAAAGUGUCUCCAAACCUGCAGAAGGCUGAAGUGCCGUACAUCGACCGCUCACAGUGCUCCUCACCCACCAUCUACGGCAAACUGAUUACUCCCAGAAUGCUUUGCGCUGGCUUCCUAAAUGGAAGCGUAGAUGCGUGCCAGGGAGACAGCGGUGGUCCUUUGGUGUCCCUGUCGGACCGCUGGAAGCUGGUUGGCGUGGUGAGCUGGGGCGUGGGCUGCGCCCGGGAGAACAGGCCGGGUGUCUACUGCAAUGUGGACGAGCUGCUGAACUGGAUCCACUCAGUGAUGGAGCUGUAGCCAGUGGACAAGAAGAAGAAUAAGCAGGGGACUGAGCCAUGAGGACAUUCAAACUACCAUACCAUGUGUACCAUGUGUGCAUUCAAACACCUACACACACACACACACACACACACACACACACAUACACACAUUGCCAAUACGCACACACAGACAAGCUCUGACAAUACCUCUACCCUGGCUUAACUUCAGAUGUCUCAGAGAAGGAUCACCACGUCCAGUCUGGGGUCUCUCCAGAGGAGUUGAUGUGUAUUAUUCGGAAAUGUCUCAGGGAAAAUGUAUUCUAUUUGUCUAAGUUUGGCCAAACAACCUCACAGCCUGAGGUGGUCGUAGGGUUUUAAUCAUUUGCUCAGCCACUACUCGAUGUCAGAGGGCAAUGCAAACAUGAGUCCAAAAAGCACAUCAUAUGUUGGCUUUUCUGUAUAACUUUGUAAGGGAGGAAAUCAACACCACUGUGUUAUCAUUCUAGAAACUACUGGCCAUUAGAGUGUGUGAAAGGCUAUAUGCAACUUCAUCAAACUACUGGCCAUUAGAGUGUGUGUGAAAGGCUAUAUGCAACUUCAUCAAACUACUGGCCAUUAGAGUGUGUGAAAGACUAUAUGCAACUUCAUUAAACUAAUGGCCAUUAGAGUGUGUGAAAGGCUAUAUGCAACUUCAUCAAACUAGUGGUCAUUGGAGUCUGUGAAAGGCUAUAUGCAACUCCAUCAGAUGCAUUUCAACACUACUCCCAGGAACCAUUACCAUUUUUGCAUUUUCAGUGUGCCCUUGUAUUAUCUGUGUGGCCAAAAUGGGGAGAAAUGUGACUUUAAAUGUUGGUGCUCGUACAAUUGGAGGCUUAUGCGAGUGUAAGUGUGUGUGUUUCUGGUAAGCUUGUUUUUACAAGAACAUGAAGUGUUUUUAGUGUGCGCUCUAGUCGGAACUGUAUGCAUUGUGUGAGAUUUCUAUUUUGUACAUCAUGUAAAUAGUUAAACUAUUUGUCUGUGUAUAUAUUUUAUAAAUGUUCAUAUUGUAUAAUAAAUGAGGGAUUUCUCUGAA